AUGGCUCACAAGUCCAUGCGGUGCGCGAACAAGGCCGCUGAGAGCGCGUCUGCACGUCUCUGUGCGGACGCCGAAGCAGAAAACGCUGCAACCGAUGUGUCAUCGGUUGCUGAAGCGUCUCAGUCUGUAUCACCUGGUGAUGCAGACGCUCGUCAUGAAGACACUCAUGUCUUCACAGAGUAUGAGCUGAGUGUCUCAUACUCUCCUGAUACGGAAGAGGGAUCCGUAUCGAAGGCGGUUGAAACCAAGCCGCCUGCCAAACGUGGCAUGGAUGAUGCUACACGUCGUAGCAUCUUUGGUUCGUCUGAUGAAUCAGAUGAACCAUCGCCAAAGCGAAGGCGCUAG
This is a messenger RNA of Peronospora matthiolae, 345 nucleotides long. Lineage: Eukaryota; Oomycota; Peronosporomycetes; Peronosporales; Peronosporaceae. The record is from the annotation of a GenBank genome assembly.